This is a messenger RNA of Pongo pygmaeus (Bornean orangutan), 2449 nucleotides long. RefSeq names its product sodium/potassium transporting ATPase interacting 3 (gene NKAIN3). Lineage: Eukaryota; Metazoa; Chordata; Mammalia; Primates; Hominidae. The transcript has 6 exons. The record is from RefSeq and is a predicted model, not a curated record. Gene Ontology annotation, biological process: regulation of sodium ion transport. The coding region runs from base 592 to 1155 and encodes 187 amino acids.
GGUCUACCCAGUUACACGGGUCAACGAGGGUCUCCAUCGCCGCCGGCCGCCCUAAUUCACGCUCAUUCAUAUUCAUUCUCUUUUCUCUCUGUCCCUCUUCCUUUCUCCCCAAAGACUCCUAACUAGACAGGCCGAUCCUCCCCAGCGGCACUCCCUUUCAUUCUUCCCUUCCCACCACACACACACACACACACACACCCGGACCCAGACAGCCCACUCCACUUUCCAGACGCCCACCUCCUACAUACUCCCCUCCCCUAAACAGACAUUCACCCACUCGCCAUCUGUAGCCUCCUUCCAACCCCCCGCCCCGCCUGCCUGGCUCCCCCUUCCCAAGAAGCAGACCUGCACUGUGGGACGCAGGGACCCCCGCCAGAAGCUCGGGUCGUGCGCGCCGCACUGACCUCGGCCCGCCCCGCUGGGAAACUAACAAAGGCGGGCGCGAGCCCCGAGCCCAGGAGCCGCGAGCGGCGGCCUCGGGGCCGAGGAGACUGGGCCGGGCCGGGCGGGGACUACUCCGGAGUCAGGAGGCAGCAGCGGCGGAGGACGCGGAUCCCUGGCAGUCAGCGCCGCUCGGACGCUGCCGGCACCAUGGGCUGCUGCACCGGACGCUGCUCGCUCAUCUGCCUCUGCGCGCUGCAGUUGGUCUCAGCAUUAGAGAGGCAGAUCUUUGACUUCCUUGGUUUCCAGUGGGCACCUAUUCUUGGAAAUUUUCUACACAUAAUAGUUGUCAUAUUGGGUUUGUUUGGGACCAUUCAGUACAGACCUCGAUACAUAAUGGUGUAUACAGUGUGGACUGCCCUCUGGGUCACCUGGAAUGUGUUCAUUAUCUGCUUUUAUUUGGAAGUAGGUGGACUCUCAAAGGACACCGAUCUAAUGACAUUCAAUAUCUCUGUACAUCGGUCAUGGUGGAGAGAACAUGGGCCUGGUUGUGUCAGAAAAGUACUGCCUCCCUCAGCCCAUGGCAUGAUGGAUGAUUACACGUACGUCUCUGUCACAGGCUGCAUCGUUGACUUCCAGUACCUGGAGGUCAUCCACAGUGCUGUCCAAAUACUACUCUCUUUGGUGGGUUUUGUGUAUGCCUGUUAUGUGAUCAGUAUUUCCAUGGAAGAAGAAGACACAUUCUUGUUCUGCCAGGAUGAUGCACCAAGUUAAGAUUCUAGAUGGCUGAGAUAAAUGCCUGUCCUUGCAAACUGGAAAGAAGAUGAUUAUAGAAGGGAAUGAGAGAAGCAAGGUCCAGAAUGGCCAUACUUUUUCAAAGGCACAUAAAUUUUGGAAUUGAGUCUCUUGAAAUUGAACACUCUACAUGCCUACACACCAUUUAGGAGGUCUUACAUUCACUUGGGGCACAACUUCUCCAGUUUUAAGACCACUAGUCUCUUAUUGUCUCCCUUCUCACUUCCUACAAUGAGGAAGAAUGAGGAUCUGAGACAGAGCUGGGGAGACUUCCAGACCCUCCAGACUCUUGGGGAUUGCCCUCAGCAUUUGUCAGAACAAGUUGCCCUCAAGGACAAUUGAACUAUAUCAGUUCUUCACAUAAGUACCUGAGACUGAGGGGGACAAGAUAGAGUGGGAAGCAUCCAUUUUGCAUAGUAUUGCUGAGUAGAAAGAGGUAGAAAAUGUUGGGAAACUCUGAUCUGGACAAUGCAGCCUCUCAGACUGCAUACUCUAUUCUUCCAGCUGGAACUGGCUUAACAUUGAGCAUUUCAUUGGUCCCAUGUGCUUCUCUUCAAUUUCGCAUGCCUUCUGAAAGGUGGAGGAGAUUUCAAACUUCCUGAAGCAUAAAGAGAACAACCAUAAAUAGUCAUAAAGCUGGCACUUGGGCAUCAUCUACCUGCUUGGACAGCUCUUCAGGAUCAAAAAGUUAUUUCAGGCAGGGGGUAGCACAGCCCCAACCACCCCCAGGACGUAAGCAAUGGUUUAAGGCACUGUCAAGUCCACUGUGCCCAGCAGACCCAUCAUGGUGCCUUGGUGGCCACUAGAUAUGCCAUAAGCAGCCCCAACUGUGGCCUGUGCCGUGCCUACUGAAUGCUCAGAUUCUUCAGACAGGAGACAGCAACAGAUCAGUGACACUGCAGAGUAGCUUGUUCUCUCGUAACAGCAGCAGGGUUUAGUUGCCAGCUACCUCUGAAAUAACUAUUCUCUCCUAAAAGCCUUCAUUAUGGUGGGGUGCUGCGAACUCCUCUCUGCAGUCUUUGAAGGGCCUCUCUGUGUGAACUAAGUUAAUAUCAAGCCUCUUCCCCAGCUUUUUCCUUAUGAAUUUAUAUCAAGGAACAAGCAAAUCACAGUGUAAUAGCCCCCAUAUUUGAGUUCUUCAAAUGUUUCUUUAAGACGUUAUUGCUGAACUUGGCAACUUGUAAAAUAAAUGCUAAUUAGAAAAGCCUAAUACCUACAUAGCAGGAACAAUGAUGGACGAGAAAGCAAGCUCAGAAUAAACGUGUUAAUUGCC